This is a messenger RNA of Rhododendron vialii, 2278 nucleotides long. Its product is annotated as putative protease Do-like 14. The coding region runs from base 183 to 1229 and encodes 348 amino acids. Gene Ontology annotation, molecular function: protein binding. The record is from RefSeq and is a predicted model, not a curated record. Lineage: Eukaryota; Viridiplantae; Streptophyta; Magnoliopsida; Ericales; Ericaceae. The transcript has 9 exons.
CCUCCCUCUUAUUAAUAGGGUUCAACAAAAUUACUUCAUUCUCGUACAAUACCUCAGUCUCAGGUCGGAAUCUCCACUGCUAUAAGUAUCUGCUCCACCGCCACGGGCGCCGUCGCCUGCGGCAGAUUGCACGGUCGUUCUCUCAUCGCUCUAUUUGAGGUCCAACGUACCAGAGGAAAAAAAUGGAGUUCGACACUCGCGACCCGGAGGAAAAAAUGGCGAGCUUUAGUCCAUGGAAACGGGGACGCCCCGAGUCUUGGGGUCCCUACCAAAUUGUCCGGCAUUCUUUUUGGGAAGAGUUUGAUACUCGUACCUUUGCCAAUAUGGACUUGGACAUUGACACGAAAAGAGCUGCUACGAAAGCUUCUCCAUUUGUUGUCAGCCUUGUCUCCCUUUCAGGUGGGAAGCCACUAUUUAUGGGCUCUGGCACUAUCGUGGAUUGCGAGGAAGCCAAUGGUGCACAACUCAGUACUAGUACUAUCUUGACUUCAGCCAGUCUUUUCAGAACUUCUGCUGAAUCAGACGCCUUACCUAAUGAUAUCAAGGUUGACGUGUAUUUAUCGGAUGGUACAUUACUGGAUGGUCAAGUGUACGCCUGCGAUUUCCACUAUAAUCUUGCUUUGGUUAAGAUUGAAUCUGGUGCAUUGUUGCAACCAGCAAAUCUAAGGAAUCUGGAUGACUCUAUCAGUAUACAUCCUUGUGAAAUCCAGAGCGGGACGAGUUCUGAAUCUUUUCAGCUCCAUCCCAAUUCUGAUUUAUUUCAUCUUUGUCCUGGAGACAAGGUUGUUGCUCUUGGCCGGUACUUUGAGGAACCACAUGAGAUUAUGGUUGCCCCGGGGAAAUUCAGCCUUGAUUUGUGCGAGUUUGAUUGUAAGGAGCUGUUCAGGGCGAACUGUAAGAUUUCAAAAUGUGGCAUUGGUGGACCUCUUAUUAAUAUGUAUGGAGACGUCAUUGGAGUCAAUUUUUACGACCGGCUGUGUACUCCUUUUCUACCCAUCAACAUAGCUUUGAAAUGGCUGGAGCAUUUUAAGAAAUACGGGAGAUUCUGUCGACAUUGGCUCGGAAUGCAGAUGACUAAUCUCUGUGCUGCAAGGUUGGGCCUGUUGGAAAAGAUAAUCCAAAAGUUUCCCAACGUCUCCAAAGGUGUUCUUGUUGAAAAGAUAUUGGUUCUUUCUGGGGAAUUUUUGUUUACUGGAUUCUCUUGGACCUUUUUUGGAUUCAAAUGGUAGUCAGAUAUGGUAACCUUUAUGCUUUUGGUGAUUAUUGAGAACUCUAGAAACUUUGUUCAUGUUUACUCUAUCUGCCUAACACAUCAAUUGUUAGUUCUUUCCUAAUCGAGCACUGGAUAUUGAUACAUGGACUCGAGUACGAGUUUCAGGCGUGGGUGUGUCGUUAGCGACGUAUUCAUGUAAGUUUCAUAUCGCAGAAUGGGGCAUUGAAAAAUGAUUCUUAACAUAUCUGUUUAUUUAAAGAGCGAGAGACUGACCAGAGUGCCUUAAUAGUGGCCCCGAAUGAAAGGAAGGACAGGCAGAGAUAACUCUUUCCUUGCUCCUGGGGAAAGUGAGAGGGAUUAUAGAUGCUAGCAAGUCACUUUCAAGUUAAAUGAGAUUCAGAUCAGGAUUUUAUUGACUUGAACAUAACCUGAACUCUUGCAGCUUAAGCAAAUGUUGGUGUUCUUUUUGUUAGUUACCUUUCUAACCAUAUUAAGUGGGUCCCCAAAAAAAAAAGAUAAGACUGCCAUUUUUUGAAAACGUGGGAUUCUAUAGGCGCUUUUCUCAAUGCAAUCCGGAAUUUGAAAGAGCUCUAGUUAAGCUUCUUUUCGUGUAUUUUGAAAGGAAAGCUAGAAGAUAAGCUUCUUUUCAUGUAUUUUGCAAGGAAAGUGGCUAGCUUCCCUGGUUUCUCACAAAUGGUCCUGAUCAACAAUGUGGUGAAGCAUUUUGAGCUCUUUGUUUGAACCAGAAACUCUAUUGGACAGAGACAAAAAACAGUAUCACAGCAAUUGUAAUUUUGGAACAUAAAACACAAUAAUCAAGAUUCCUUUGAUGGACAGUUUCGAUAUUUUUGGUACAUGUAACCCUAAUUUUCUGUAAGUGUAGGAAACAGGGAAUGUAUUAUGAUUUAUGCACUCACAUGUGUUCUAAUCAAGUGCUUUCUUGCCUUUGAGUUUUAGAGAAAUGAUUUUACACUCCCUCUUUAACUAAAAUAAUUUCCUUUUUGUUUUGUUUGCUUGUCUGUAAUGCAACUUUUGAACAGCGAUAAUGCUGGUGUGCAUAUGUAU